GGAUGCUCCUGGCUGGAAAGAAAAGAAAGCCAGGUGGCGGGAAGUUUUCGUUGGAGCGCGUCUGAAAGCGAAAGAAACUUGGCUCUCCAAUUCAACUUUAGAAUGGCAUCCAUUUCAGCUCUAAAUGAGGAACUGGAUUCUAUAACCAGUGAGCUACAUGCGGUAGACAUUCAAAUUCAAGAACUUCUGGAAAGGCAACAGGAGCUUAUUCAGAAAAAAAAUGUCCUAACAAAGAGACUAAAGCAGUGUUUAGAGAAUUCUGAUGCUGGCGAGAGCAGCGAAUGUGAUUCGUCACCUGCCUCUUGGAAUAAAGAAGAUUUUCCAUGGUCUGGUAAAGUUAAAGAUGUUCUGCAAAAUGUCUUUAAACUGCAGAAGUUCAGGUCACUUCAGCUGGAAACGAUUAAUGUAACAAUGUCUGGAAAGGAGGUAUUUCUCGUUAUGCCUACAGGUGGGGGAAAGAGCUUAUGCUACCAGUUACCAGCGUUAUGUUCAGAUGGUUUUACACUUGUGAUUUGCCCAUUGAUCUCCCUUAUGGAAGACCAAUUAAUGGUUUUGAAACAAUUAGAAAUUUCAGCUACCAUGUUAAAUGCUUCUAGUUCUAAGGAGCAUGUGAAAUGGGUUCAUGCUGAAAUGGUAAAUAAAAACUCCAAGCUAAAGCUAAUUUAUGUGACUCCAGAGAAAAUUGCAAAAAGCAAAAUGUUUAUGUCAAGACUAGAAAAAGCCUAUGAAGCAAGGAGAUUUACCCGAAUUGCUGUAGACGAAGUUCAUUGCUGUAGUCAAUGGGGACAUGAUUUCAGACCUGAUUAUAAGGCCCUUGGUAUUUUGAAGCGGCAGUUCCCCAAUGCAUCGCUAAUUGGACUGACUGCAACUGCGACCAGCCAUGUUUUGAAGGAUGCUCAGAAAAUACUGUGUGUUGAAAAGUGUUUUACUUUUACAGCUUCUUUUAAUCGGCCAAAUCUCUAUUAUGAGGUUCGGCAGAAGCCCUCAAACACUGAAGAUUUUAUUGAGGAUAUUGUAAAGCUCAUUAAUGGAAGAUACAAGGGGCAAUCAGGAAUAAUAUAUUGCUUUUCUCAGAAAGACUCUGAGCAAGUUACAGUUAGUUUACAGAAACUGGGGAUUCCUGCAGGGGCAUACCAUGCCAAUAUGGAACCAGAAGAUAAGACCAAGGUUCAUAGAAGAUGGUCAGCUAAUGAAAUUCAGGUAGUAGUGGCAACAGUUGCAUUUGGUAUGGGAAUUGAUAAACCAGAUGUGAGGUUUGUUAUUCAUCAUUCAAUGAGUAAAUCCAUGGAAAAUUAUUACCAAGAGAGUGGACGUGCAGGUCGAGAUGACAUGAAAGCAGAUUGUAUUUUGUAUUAUGGCUUUGGAGAUAUAUUCAGGAUAAGUUCAAUGGUGGUGAUGGAGAAUGUGGGACAACAGAAGCUCUAUGAGAUGGUGUCAUACUGCCAAAACAUAAGCAACUGUCGCCGUGUGUUGAUAGCUCAACAUUUUGAUGAAGUAUGGAGCCCAGAAACAUGCAACAAAAUGUGUGAUAAUUGCUGUAAAGAGAUUUCAUCUGAAAGAAAGAACAUAACAGCGUACUGCAGGGAUCUAAUCAAGAUCCUGAAGCAGGCAGAGGAACUGAAAGAAAAGCUCACUCCACUGAAACUGAUCGACUCUUGGAUGGGAAAGGGUGCAGCGAAAUUGAGAGUAGCAGGUGUUGCUCCACCCGCGCUUCCUCGUGAAGACCUGGAGAAAAUUAUUGCGCACUUUCUUAUACGGCAGUAUCUCAAAGAAGACUACAGUUUUACAGCUUAUGCUACCAUCUCAUAUCUGAAAAUAGGACCUAAAGCUAAUCUUCUGAACAAUGAGGAACAUGUUAUUACAAUGCAAGUAAAGAAGCCCAUGCAGAGCUGUUUCAGGGCUGAAUCACCUCAAAGUUGUCAUUCCGAAGGAGCUGAUAAAAAGAGGGAAGAAAAAACUCCAAGUAACUUCCAGAAGAAGUCGGAGAACAUGCUUCAGCAACCUGAUUGUAAGAUUACAGGGGCUAAGAAAAGAAAAAUUGAUAAUGCAUGAGUUGAGUGCUUCUAAAUCUUCUAAGAAAAAGUUUAUGCAUGUAUACACCAUUAGUUUUGUAGUUAAUCAAAAGUUUAAUUUUAAGACAAUUUCAUUAAUAUUUUAUUCAUAUGGAGCUAUAUUUUCAGAAUUUAUUUAAGUACUG
Molecule: messenger RNA, 2197 nt
Organism: Lagenorhynchus albirostris (white-beaked dolphin)
Lineage: Eukaryota; Metazoa; Chordata; Mammalia; Artiodactyla; Delphinidae
Gene: RECQL
Product: RecQ like helicase
Exons: 15
Coding region: 103-2052 (649 amino acids)
Biological process (GO): double-strand break repair via homologous recombination
Cellular component (GO): chromosome; cytoplasm
Molecular function (GO): ATP binding; 3'-5' DNA helicase activity; four-way junction helicase activity
Source: RefSeq, a predicted model, not a curated record